Molecule: messenger RNA, 2098 nt
Organism: Anopheles funestus (African malaria mosquito)
Lineage: Eukaryota; Metazoa; Arthropoda; Insecta; Diptera; Culicidae
Gene: Tat
Product: tyrosine aminotransferase
Exons: 3
Coding region: 565-1908 (447 amino acids)
Biological process (GO): biosynthetic process; aromatic amino acid metabolic process
Molecular function (GO): L-tyrosine:2-oxoglutarate transaminase activity; pyridoxal phosphate binding
Source: RefSeq, a predicted model, not a curated record
AACUGGUAUCCAAGCGAACAUCCCGAAAUCGUAUCAAACUGGAUUUUUCCCCGUUGACGGGACGGCGAAGCAACAUCUCAACUGUGAAAUAUAUGAAUAUCUCCUCGACAACGGUGUUUUUUACAGUAUAGUGUUUGGAAUAGUGCGUGCUGACGACACCGUUAAUGUAGUGUGUGCGGGAGGUGUGGUUUUGGUUUCGCUCAAGAAGUGCGUAAAAAGUGCAUUGAUGUAAGCAUCCUACCUGUACCGAAUGUCCUAUCCUGCUGUGAAGGACCCGUGCAUAGUCUCAGGUUUAGUAUUAGACACUCACCAAACCGACUGCUGAAUGAACAACUUUCAACCGUGAUUGUUAUUUCAAGUAAGGACUUGAGGUGCGUGCAAUAAGAGACUAGAAUUGGACGACCUAGUGAGAAGUCCUCAGUGAUUUCGGGGGGGUUUCAUACCGAACGAGCAAGUUUUGCUGAAGGCAGGACCGUCGGAAAGUAAGGCACAUUCCAGAAUACUACCGAACACCGGCAGAAGGGUCAGAAAAGCUGUUGGCAGCCAAUUUCUGUUUUGGUGACUAUGAAAGAUCUGGUCGAUCUACCAACGACACUACACCAACUCAACGCACAGCGCCCGAUCAAAAGCAAGCGCAACCGAUGGAACGUGGCAAUUUCGGACUUCGCCCGGCUCACGCAUAACCCGAUCCGUGCCAUCGUCGAGGGACUUAAUAUCCAACCGAACCCGAACAAACCACUGAUCGCACUCUCCAUAGGAGAUCCGACCACGUUCGGGAACCUCAAACCGUCACCGGAAACAGUCGACGCGAUCCGUCAGGCGAUCGAAGACGGCACUGGUAACGGUUAUGCGCCAGCGAACGGUCACCUGGAAGCAAGGGAAGCAGUCGCCCGAUAUGUCCAGCACCAGGGUCCAGUAACGCCGAACGAUGUGAUCUUGUGCAGUGGAUGUAGCAGCUCCCUGGACCUAUGCAUCUCGGUGCUCGGUGGUCCGGGCAAGAACAUACUGAUCCCGAAACCGGGCUUCUCGAUCUAUCGCACCUUGGCGGAAGGGUUCGGUAUUGAGUGCCGCACGUACGAUCUGCUACCGGAACGCAACUGGGAAGCAGACCUGGUCCAGCUUGAGCAGCUGAUAGAUGAACAGACGUGUGCACUGGUCGUUACCAAUCCGGGUAACCCGUGCGGUAGCGUCUUCCCACGGGCCCACCUCGAAGCGAUCGUCGAUAUCGCCGAGCGCCAUUUUGUGCCGAUCAUUGCGGACGAGAUCUACGAACAUUUCGUAUUUCCCGACCAUGAAUUCCACUCCGUCAGCUCGCUAUCAAACCGAGUACCGGUGUUAUCCUGCGGUGGACUAACGAAGCGCUUCCUCGUACCUGGUUGGCGUAUGGGCUGGAUCAUUGUGCACGACCGGGACGGUACGUUUGGGGAGGUACGCCGCGGUCUGGCGAACCUAUCCGUACGCAUCCUGGGCAGCAACACGCUGGUACAGCGCGCUCUGCCGGCCAUUCUUGACAACACACCGAACGACUUCUUUGACGAUCUAGUCGCCACAUUGCACCGUCAUGCUGAGUUGGCGUACAAGGGUAUCAAGCAAAUACGCGGUCUCAACCCAAUCAUGCCCGGUGGCGCCAUGUACAUGAUGGUAGGCAUCGAUGUCGAACACUUUCCCGAGUUCGAAACAGACCUGAGCUUCGUCGAAGCGCUCGUCCACGAGCAGAGUGUGUUCUGUCUUCCGGGCCAGUGCUUCGAGUAUCCCAACUUCUUCCGGCUGGUGCUGACCGUGCCGGAGGAGAUGAUUGUUGAGGCUGUGAAGCGACUGGAAGAGUUCUGCGAACAACACUACAAAUUCGACAACGACAUCCUGCUGCAGCAACAGAACGGAUUGCUGAAUCAGAUGACACAGCUGUGAAGGAUCCCCUAUUGGGAACAUUGCCUGUGUUAUUACAACCAGAACAUACAACAACGCAAUAGGUCAAAACCAUGUGUUAGAAAGAGCAUUACUUUAGAGCGAUAUUAUCCUCACUACACAUUAUAGUUACGUAUGUAAACUGUCUUUCUGUCUUGGGAAAUAAAGGUGCAUAUUUUUUUUCUUAUUUUAA